This is a messenger RNA of Podarcis raffonei (Aeolian wall lizard), 3734 nucleotides long. RefSeq names its product butyrylcholinesterase (gene BCHE). The transcript has 4 exons. Gene Ontology annotation, cellular component: plasma membrane. Gene Ontology annotation, biological process: choline metabolic process; acetylcholine catabolic process. Gene Ontology annotation, molecular function: acetylcholinesterase activity. The record is from RefSeq and is a predicted model, not a curated record. NCBI's taxonomy places the organism in Eukaryota, Metazoa, Chordata, Lepidosauria, Squamata, Lacertidae. Bases 118 to 1917 code for a protein of 599 amino acids.
UCCAAUUUGCAAGCAUUAAAGAAGCAGCUGAACACUGCCUUUUGCUGAAGUAUUAAAGAUCUUGGAUCUUAAAAAACACACACACUUUGGCAUCUCUGUAAUACGAAACGGGGAAACAUGAUAUACCCUAAUGGAGCAUGCACUCUCAUGUGGCUUCUUGUGCUGUACAUGUUUGUCAAGAAGGUGGCCCCUCAAGAUGACACCGUCAUUGCUACUAAGAGUGGAAGAGUCAAAGGGUUGACGUUGCCUGUGCUUGGUGGAACAGUUUCAGCCUUCCUCGGGAUUCCUUAUGGAGCUCCACCUGUUGGGCGACUUCGCUUCAAAAAGCCGCAGCCUCGGGAAGAAUGGAGAGGGGUCUGGAAUGCCACCAAGUAUGCAAACUCUUGCUAUCAGAACAUAGACAAUACUUUCCCUGGGUUUUCAGGAUCCGAGAUGUGGAACCCCAACACAAACCUCAGUGAAGAUUGCCUCUACCUCAAUGUGUGGGUUCCUUCACCCAAGCCUAAAAAUGCAACAGUCAUGGUAUGGAUCUAUGGUGGUGGCUUCCAGACUGGGACCUCCUCAUUGAAUGUCUAUGAUGGCAGAUUUCUAGCCCGUGUUGAGAGAGUCAUCGUUGUUUCCAUGAAUUAUAGGUUAGGAGCAUUGGGAUUCUUGGCUUUGCCAGGGAAUGAAGAUGCUCCAGGAAAUGCAGGGUUGUUUGAUCAACGACUGGCACUUCAGUGGGUCCAAGACAACAUAGCAGCUUUUGGUGGCAAUCCUAAAAGUGUGACAUUGUUUGGAGAGAGUGCUGGAGCAGGAGGUGUCAGCUACCAUCUCCUUUCUCCACAAAGCCAUCCUCUCUUCACUAGGGCAAUCAUGCAAAGCGGUGCUGGAAAUGCCCCUUGGGGUGCACUUCUACCCUCUGAAGCAACACAGAGAACUCUAGCUCUAGCGAAACUCCUCCACUGUACGAGUAGCAAUGAAACAGAGAUCAUUAUUUGUCUUCAGAGCAAAGAUCCCCAGGAUAUACUUGCCAAUGAAGUCUCUGUUUUACCAUACAGGGCUCUUUUAGAGCUGUACUUCACUCCAGUAGUUGAUGGCGAUUUUCUUGCUGAUCUCCCUGGAACCUUGUUGAAGAAUGGGAAUUUUAAACAAACACAGAUCUUGUUGGGGGUGAACAAAGAUGAAGGUACGGCUUUCCUUGUGUACGGAGCACCUGGCUUCAGCAAAGAUAACAACAGCCUUAUCAAUGAAUCAGAAUUCCGGGCAGGCUUGGCACUAUCCUUCCCAGAAACAAGUGAAGUGGGAUUGGAAUCUAUUGCUUUUCACUAUACGGACUGGGAGGAAGAGCAGAUCCCUUUCAAUUAUCGUGAUGCUAUGGAUGAUAUCGUUGGAGAUUACAAUUUCAUAUGUCCUACCGUGGAGUUUGUAAAACAUUUUGCCGAGGCACAGAACAACGCUUUCUUAUACUUCUUUGAGCACCGAUCUUCAAAACUACCUUGGCCAGAGUGGAUGGGAGUACCACAUGGCUAUGAAAUAGAAUUUGUAUUUGGACUACCUCUAGAGAGAAGAGCUAAUUACACCAAAGCGGAGGAAACUCUGAGUAGGUCUGUUCUGAAGUACUGGGCAAGUUUUGCAAAAACUGGAACACCCAAUGGGACUCAGAUUAAUGGGACAAGAUGGCCAGUCUUCACCACCGCUGAACAAAAAUACUUAACAUUAAGCACAGACGCUUCAAAGAUUCGUACAAAAUUACGUGCCCAGCAGUGCCGAUUCUGGAAUAUAUUUUUUCCCAAACUCCUGGAGAUGACAGGCAAUAUUGAUGAAGCAGAACGAGAGUGGAAAGCAGGAUUCCUUCGCUGGAACAAUUACAUGAUGGACUGGAAAAAUCAAUUUAAUGAUUACACUAGUAAGAAGGAAAGCUGUGCAGGUCUCUAAUUAAAAGUUCCAGCCUUUCUGGAAUGCCUUCAUUGUCAAAGAUCAAGGCAAACACAGAGAUAGCUAAUGUAGCAUAUCCAGCAAUAAGGCAUGUUAUGCAGGCUCAGUGACACGUCACAAAUAUACUUGUCUCCCAGGUCCAUUUCUAUUUAUAUCAAUAAACGUUAUAAAGUGCUUCUCCUCUUCGAAGCUUUGAGAAAUGAAAAUCAGACCAAGUGUGAUUAAAACCUGAGGAUUAUCGUUAGAUGUCUAAUGGCCCCGAUCCAAAUCUAGCCGCAUGGCUAGCUGCACAAGCAUGAGGAUGGAGAUUUGAUUGCACAUCAGGAAUUGCAACCCAUUUCAAGUGAUGCAGUACUCUAUCUGUCCUUCUGAAUACACAGCCCAUUUAUGGCUGUUGUUCCCAAUCCAGGAAGUGACACACAUGCGUAAGCCUAUUUGUAUACAUGUGUCUCCUGAGCUGGAUUGCGGCAAGUAAGUUUCAGCGGAAAUAAAUAUUUGUGGUAUGUUGACAGAUAAAUGCAACAUUUCUUUCACCGUAAAGGACACAGCAGAAAUAUCAGUAUUCCAGAACACUGCCAUCAAAAGCUCCAUUGGCUCAGAUCUCCAACUGCAAUGUCACAACAUUUUAAUCCUGCUUCAGCUGUAAUUUACUUGUUAGGGGUAUAUCAAGAGUUGCCAAUGUUACAGGAAAUAAAAAAAGAUGCAAUUUUCUUGUUAAGUCAAAAGAGGCUUUUAAAACUGACUGUCUCGCUCUUUGAAAACUAAACAUUCUGGAGACCCAAAUGCUCAUUGUCAAAUUAUACCAAUUUUCCCUACAGAGAACAGAAUUAUUUCUUGACACUGUCAAUGAAUCAAAGGAGAGCUAUUCAGGCAAACCUUUCUUCACCCCUUCACCCUCUUCUACUGGAGCAUAUCAUCUGCUGAGAAAGAGCACUCUUUCUAUUAUCAGAUGCUUAUCUGGCACUUUUAAUUUGUAAAGUGCUUUGAAAUCAUCAGUUUAACUGGUCUCCCAACAUCCUUCUGCAGUAGGUAGGAAUGGAUGGAUAAGGGGGAAAUCCUAUGGUGAGAUCCCCCUGGAUGAGCAGCUUAGGAUACAAUGGAACUGUGGAUCAGACAGCUGGUUCUUAGCUCAGCUGGUGUUAUGCCUCCAACCACAGCUCAGCCCAAAAUAUGCUGGUGUGACUUGCUCAGCUGACUGAAGCAAGCAGUGUAAGUUUCCCAAAAGGGAUCUGUUUUUUUCAUGAUGGAAUCAGGACCAGAAGGUGGACUUAGGCUGAUUCCUAAACCCAUUCAUCUCAGUCCUGUGACCUGACAACCUGGGCAUAGAAGACUCUUUUAAAAGCUUGUUUUCCUUCUGCCAGGCUUAUGCAGAGCAGGAGCAGCAGCCCCACUUUUGAACAGGAUUUGGAUCUUUUGUAACUUUCCAUCAACUUAAUUUACAGCAGCUUCCUUUAUGCCGGCUUCUUGUGUGUAAAAGAUUGCUCCCUUAAUGCCACUUAAAUCUCACAGUCUGUUCACUGAAAUCUCACAGUCUGUUCAUCCCAUCGGGUCUGUCUUCUCCAUCCAGGAUAAUCUCAAUGGAGUUCGGUACCAACUUUGAAUCCCCAGGCACCUUACAAAGGUUUUGGACCGGCAAAUUGCAUUUAGAAUGUUGCACACUUUUCAUUUCACCUUUCCCUUGAAAUGAGGAGUAUAUUCUGAGAGUAAGACUCUCCAAAUUUUAUAGGCAAUCACAUGUUUUAAAAAAUAAUAAUAAAAGGAGAUGUUGUGGACGAAAGCAAACCAAAUAACCAUAAUAAAAUUCACUGGAAAACCAU